This is a messenger RNA of Lepus europaeus (European hare), 630 nucleotides long. RefSeq names its product NADH:ubiquinone oxidoreductase subunit C2 (gene NDUFC2). The record is from RefSeq and is a predicted model, not a curated record. Gene Ontology annotation, biological process: mitochondrial electron transport, NADH to ubiquinone. The coding region runs from base 138 to 500 and encodes 120 amino acids. Lineage: Eukaryota; Metazoa; Chordata; Mammalia; Lagomorpha; Leporidae. The transcript has 3 exons. Gene Ontology annotation, cellular component: mitochondrial inner membrane.
UGCACCGCGCUGCGCCAUGCCCUUCAGCCCCGUGCUCGGAGGAGAAAAGUCCGCUGCUUAGACCGGUGCAGUGGUCGUGGUCGUUUUCUUUGUGGCUGCAGUCCUGAGGCCAAGCCGCAGGUGGGAACGGCGACACCAUGAUGAGCGGACGGCCGGGCCGAGUGCCCUUAAAGUUCCUGCCUGAUGAGGCCCGGAGCCUGCCGCCACCCAAGCUUACCGACCCGCGGCUGCUCUACUUCGGCUUCAUGGGCUACUGCUCCGGCCUGCUUGAUAACGCUCUCCGGCGGAGGCCUGUGAUGAUGGCCGGUUUGCAUCGCCAGCUUUUAUAUGUUACUUCCUUUGUUUUUGCUGGCUAUUAUCUUCUAAAACGUCAAGACUAUAUGUAUGCUGUGAGGGACCAUGACAUGUUUGGGUAUAUGAAUUCACAUCCAGAGGAUUUUCCUGAAAAAGAUAAGAAAACUUACGGUGAAAUUCUUGAAGAAUUCCAUCCUGUGCAUUGAAAUCUUCAAAAUGCUUGCUCCAGGUUCAUUGAUACCUGCUAUUUCUGAAUUUUAUGGAUCAUAUUUCCAUGAUAGCUGAAGAUAAUAUUAAUCUAUAUGUUAACACCUCUAAUUAAAAUAGUUGUGAGUA